Molecule: messenger RNA, 2808 nt
Organism: Daucus carota subsp. sativus
Lineage: Eukaryota; Viridiplantae; Streptophyta; Magnoliopsida; Apiales; Apiaceae
Product: glutamine--tRNA ligase, cytoplasmic
Exons: 23
Coding region: 154-2526 (790 amino acids)
Biological process (GO): glutaminyl-tRNA aminoacylation; translation
Cellular component (GO): cytosol; cytoplasm
Molecular function (GO): ATP binding; glutamine-tRNA ligase activity
Source: RefSeq, a predicted model, not a curated record
AACUGGUCUUGGCCCAUUGGAAUUUGUUCUCCACUUGUUUCUUUUGUCACCAGCUCAACAAGGGUUUUCAUCUCUCCCUCUCUCCCUCUCUCUCUCUCUCCCCCCCAACAAGUGUUAGCAGGGUUUUAUUAUUAUCAUCUCAGGGCUACAAAAAUGGGGGUGGAGAGUGAAAAAUCAGUGCAACUCUUCCUCAGCAUCGGUUUAGAUGAAAGAACGGCUAAGAACACAGUGGCUAAUACCAAAGUCACUAAGAAUCUCCUGGCUGUAAUUGACGAGGCUGGUGUUGCUGAAGGAUGUGAAAGGGCUAUUGGGAAUCUUAUUUACACGGUUGCUACUAAGUUUCCGGCAAAUGCCCUCGUGCAUCGACCAACUCUACUUCAGUACAUCGUUACUUCAAAGAUUAAAACCCCAGCCCAAUUGGAAGCUGCCUUUGCUUUUCUAUCAAAUACCGCUUCCGAGACUUUGAAGGUUAAGGAAUUUGAAGAAGCUUGUGGAGUUGGAAUUGAGGUGUCUUUGGAGGACAUGGAGAAAACAGUAAAUGAUAUAUUUGAAGAGAAUAAGAAUACUAUAAUAGAGCAAAGAUAUCGAACAAAUGUCGGCGAACUUUUUGGUCAUGUUCGGAAGAGACAGCCAUGGGCUGAUCCGAAAGUUGUCAAGCAACUCAUAGAUACGAAAUUGUAUGCGUUACUUGGUGAAAAGACUGCUGCAGAUAAUGAGAAGCCUGCUAAAAAGAAAAAAGAAAAGCCUGUCAAAGUAGAGGAGAAAAAAGCUGUUGAAGAAAGUACUGUACCAAAGCCACCAGAAGAAGAUAUGAAUCCAUAUGCUGUAUUUCCUCGACCUGAUGAAAAUUUUAAGGUGCAUACUGAAGUUUUUUUCAGCGAUCGACCUGUGCUCAGAGCUUGCAAUUCAAAGGAAAUACUUGAAAAGCAUUUAAAGAAAACAGGUGGAAAAGUUUUGACGCGCUUUCCACCAGAACCAAAUGGAUAUCUGCAUAUAGGUCACGCCAAAGCAAUGUUUGUCGACUUUGGUCUGGCAAAGGAAAGAAAUGGAGGCUGCUAUCUAAGGUAUGAUGAUACUAAUCCUGAAGCUGAGAAGAAAGAGUACAUUGAUCAUAUAGAAGAAAUUGUUAAGUGGAUGGGAUGGGAGCCAUAUAAGAUCACAUACACCAGUGAUUACUUUCAAGAUCUAUAUGAUCUAGCUGUGAAGCUCAUACAGAAGGGCCAUGCAUAUGUUGAUCAUCAGACAGCUGAGGAGAUCAAAGAGUACAGGGAAAAAAAGAUGAACAGUCCUUAUAGAGAUAGGCCAAUUGAACAAUCUUUGAAAUUGUUUGAUGAAAUGAAACGAGGCAUGAUUGAGGAAGGGAAAGCAACUCUGCGGAUGAAACAGGACAUGCAAAGUGAUAACUUUAAUAUGUAUGACCUCAUUGCAUAUCGUAUCAAGUUUACUCCUCAUCCACAUGCAGGAGACAAGUGGUGUAUUUAUCCAAGCUACGAUUAUGCUCACUGCAUCGUGGAUUCUCUAGAAAAUAUCACACAUUCGCUCUGCACACUUGAAUUUGAGACACGACGUGCUUCAUAUUAUUGGUUAUUGGAUGCGCUUGAGCUUUACCAGCCUUUUGUAUGGGAGUACUCGCGUUUGAAUAUCACCAAUACAGUGAUGUCAAAACGCAAGUUGAACCGUCUUGUGACAGAGAAGUGGGUUGAUGGUUGGGAUGAUCCUCGUUUGAUGACAUUAUCUGGAUUACGACGUAGAGGGGUUACCUCUACUUCCAUAAAUGCUUUUGUCCGAGGAAUUGGAAUAACACGAAGUGACUGUAGUAUAAUUCGUUUGGACCGCCUUGAGCACCACAUUCGGGAAGAACUGAACAAAUCAGCACCUCGUAAAAUGGUAGUACUAAAUCCACUUAAGGUUGUAAUCACCAAUAUGGAAGGAGGCACAUCGAUGGAUCUUGAUGCAAAGAAAUGGCCAGAUGCUCAAACAGAUGACCCAUCUUCUUUCUACAAAGUUCCUUUUUCGAAUGUUGUCUACAUUGAGCACACCGACUUUCGAGUUAAAGACUCAAAGGACUACUAUGGGCUUGCUCCGGGGAAAACGGUUUUACUAAGGUAUGCAUAUCCUAUAAAAUGCACAGAUGUAAUACUUGGAGAUGACAAGGAGACUGUUCUAGAGAUUCGCGCGGAAUAUGAUCCCUUGAAGAAGACAAAGCCCAAGGGAGUUCUUCACUGGGUUGGAGAACCUUCACCUGGAGUUGAGCCACUGAAGGUGGAAGUCCGAUUGUUUGACAAAUUGUUUCUUUCUGAGAAUCCUUCUGAGCUUGAUGACUGGCUUGGUGAUUUGAACCCCCAGUCUAAAGUGGUGAUGCCUUGUGCAUAUGCUGUACCUACACUUCGUAAUGCUACAGUCGGGGAGAGCUUUCAGUUUGAAAGGCUAGGUUAUUUUACUGUUGAUAAGGAUUCAACUUCUGAUAAGUUGGUUUUCAAUCGAACUGUAACAUUGCGAGAUAGUUACGCCAAGGUUGGGAAGUGAUUUGCUUGAAAAAAGUGAGCGAGAACAGCAAGCAGCAAGAUAAAACAAUUACUGGCCUCUGCUUAUUUAUACUGAAUAGAAAGUUAAAUUUUAGUUGUGUCUAAACUGUAGUUUACUACUCAUUAUAGAAUCAAAGAAAAGAUUUGUUUAACUUGGGUAUUGUAGAAAACAGCCCGUGACACAGUUUCCCGUUGGUCUGUCAAGUUUCCCGUUGGUCUGUCAAAAUUUCACGGGGGUUGAAUCUAACUUUCAUUUUAUAUGGGACAUGGUAUUGUGGUGUAA